Ornithorhynchus anatinus (platypus) is the source of this 1264-nucleotide messenger RNA. RefSeq names its product estradiol 17-beta-dehydrogenase 11-like. Gene Ontology annotation, cellular component: lipid droplet. NCBI's taxonomy places the organism in Eukaryota, Metazoa, Chordata, Mammalia, Monotremata, Ornithorhynchidae. Gene Ontology annotation, molecular function: oxidoreductase activity, acting on the CH-OH group of donors, NAD or NADP as acceptor. The transcript is spliced from 7 exons. The record is from RefSeq and is a predicted model, not a curated record. Bases 310 to 1206 code for a protein of 298 amino acids.
AGCUUUGCUCUCUGCCGGACUUUACCCUCUCUCUCUGUCUCUCUGCCAUGAAGUGAAACUGGGCGGGAUUUGCUUUGCUCGAUGCCGACAGCCAAUUGUGAAAGACCUAAACUAAACCCUACCCUGCGGAAGUGCAAAUCGGUUUCUUCGACUCUAUUGUCUCUCCCUGGAAGAGAACGGAGCUGUCUCCAAGCCGACAGUAAUUGUCGUGUGACUGUUUCUGGGAAGCAAACGCCAGAUUUCUUUUGUUUUGUUUUGUUUAGCUGGACCCCGGGAUAAGACCCCCACACCUCAUCUGCAACGGAAACAAUGAACAUUAUUCUGGAGUUUGUUCUGUUGCUGCCCUUACUCUUGUUCUCCACCUUGGAGUCUUUCAUCAAGCUCUUCAUCCCUAAGAAGAGAAAAUCUGUCAAAGGAGAGACUGUAUUGAUCACUGGAGCCGGACAUGGGAUUGGAAGACUCACCGCCUUGGAAUUUGCCAAACUAAAGAGCCAACUGGUUCUCUGGGAUAUAAAUAAGGUGAAAGCAGAAGUUGGGGAUGUCAGCAUCUUGGUGAAUAAUGCUGGUGUAGUCUACACAUCAGAUUUGUUUGCCACUCAAGACCCUCAGAUCCAAAAGACCUUUGAAGUCAAUGUCCUGGCUCAUUUCUGGACUACCAAAGCAUUUCUCCCUGCAAUGAUGAAGAAAAAUCAUGGCCAUAUUGUCACAGUGGCUUCUGCAGCAGGUCACACCACCGUGCCUUUCUUACUGGCUUAUUGUUCAAGCAAGUUUGCUGCCGUUGGGUUUCACAAAGCACUGACACUAGAAAUUGCUGCCCUAGGAAAAAACGGGAUCAAAACAUCUUGCCUCUGUCCUAACUUCAUAAAUACAGGCUUUAUCAAAAACCCAAGCACCAGAAUUGGACCCACUUUGGAACCAGAGCAAGUGGUGGAGCAGCUGAUGAAAGGAAUCCUGACUAACCAGAAAAUGAUUUUUGUCCCAUCCUAUAUCAGUUGUUUGAUGAUCCUGGAAAAUUGGUGGCCCACACUGGAACUAGAGGAAGUUGCAAGUAAACUGCUAGAUGGGCAUGCUAAUAUGAAAAUGAUUUUCAUCCCUCAUUCUUGGAUCUCUAACAGAAAAAAGGUAGUGAAUCCUAUGUGGGGCCAGGAACCAUGUCUGAAUCAAAUAUUCUUGCACAACCCAGUCCCCACACUCAGUGCUAAGUAAAGUACUUGGCCCACAGGAAGCAUGUAAGUACAAUUAUUAUUCUUCAUCAUCACUGCCA